Molecule: messenger RNA, 2312 nt
Organism: Chenopodium quinoa (quinoa)
Lineage: Eukaryota; Viridiplantae; Streptophyta; Magnoliopsida; Caryophyllales; Amaranthaceae
Product: 15-cis-phytoene desaturase, chloroplastic/chromoplastic-like
Exons: 14
Coding region: 262-1971 (569 amino acids)
Biological process (GO): carotenoid biosynthetic process
Cellular component (GO): chloroplast thylakoid
Molecular function (GO): phytoene dehydrogenase activity
Source: RefSeq, a predicted model, not a curated record
UACGUACUAACGUAGUAACCGCAAAAUGUGUGGACACCGAAACGAACACCAACACCAUUUCGGCCUUUCCCACUUUCUCUCUCCUACCUCAGCUGGCACCUCGCAGCUCACACCCACAACAAUGGCCACCAUCAUAAACCACUAAACCCACUAAUACCUUCCGAAAUCUAGGUUGCCUUCUUUGCUUCUCAAUUUUUAUAAACCCUUUACACCAAAAUCCAUUAAAAAAAACAAAUUUGAUUGAAAAAAGUGUGGUAGAAAAUGAGUCAUCUUGGAUAUAGUUUUGCUACACAAUCCACAUCAAAAUAUGCUCUUUUGGGAAAUUUGAGUAACCCCACUUCAGUUUCAUCUGGGUGUAGUGAAUUUAUGGGUAAUUCUGUAAGAAAUUGCAGUUUUAGCAAAGAAUUUGGCAAAAAGCAAAGAAUUGGGUACUCCCCAUUAAAGGUUGUUUGUGUAGAUUAUCCAAGGCCAGAGCUUGAUAAUACAGCGAAUUUCUUGGAAGCUGCUUACUUGUCUUCGACUUUUCGGAAUUCUCCCCGUCCGAAGAAGCCAUUAGAAGUUGUAAUUGCCGGUGCCGGUUUGGCUGGUCUAUCCACGGCAAAGUAUUUAGCAGAUGCAGGUCACAAACCCAUAUUGCUGGAAGCACGAGAUGUUUUGGGUGGGAAGAUAGCGGCAUGGAAAGACAAGGAUGGGGACUGGUAUGAAACAGGGCUACAUAUAUUCUUUGGGGCUUAUCCAAAUGUACAGAAUCUGUUUGGAGAGCUAGGUAUUAAUGACCGAUUACAAUGGAAGGAGCACUCAAUGAUUUUUGCAAUGCCUAGCAAGCCUGGUGAAUUUAGCCGCUUUGAUUUUGAAGAAGUCCUGCCUGCACCAUUAAAUGGCAUAUGGGCAAUCUUAAGGAAUAAUGAAAUGCUUACCUGGCCAGAGAAAAUCAAGUUUGCUAUUGGUCUCUUGCCUGCAAUGGUUGGUGGACAAUCGUAUGUUGAGGCACAAGAUGGUUUGAGUGUCCAAGAGUGGAUGAGGAAGCAAGGUGUACCUGAUCGUGUAACUGAUGAAGUAUUUAUUGCCAUGUCAAAGGCAUUGAACUUCAUAAAUCCUGAUGAACUUUCGAUGCAGUGUAUCUUGAUUGCUCUGAACCGAUUUUUGCAGGAGAAGCAUGGUUCCAAAAUGGCUUUCCUGGAUGGCAAUCCUCCGGAAAGGCUGUGCAUGCCUAUUGUUGAGCAUAUAGAGUCACUUGGCGGUGAAGUGCGACUCAAUUCUCGUCUUCAGAAGAUAAAGUUAGCUCAGGAUGGAACUGUAGAUAGUUUUUUGCUAACUAAUGGAAAAGAGGUUAGAGGAGAUGCUUAUGUCUCUGCUGCUCCAGUCGACAUCCUGAAGCUGCUUCUACCUGAUGAAUGGAAAGAAAUAUCGUACUUCAAAAAGUUGGAUAAACUAGUAGGAGUUCCAGUCAUUAAUGUUCACAUAUGGUUUGACAGAAAAUUGAAGAAUACAUACGACCAUCUACUAUUUAGCAGGAGUAAUAUUUUGAGUGUCUAUGCUGAUAUGUCAUUGACAUGCAAGGAAUACUAUGAUCCAAAUAAAUCUAUGUUGGAAUUGGUAUUUGCACCAGCAGAAGAAUGGAUUGCUCGCAGUGACACUGAUAUAAUUGAGGCAACAAUGAAAGAACUUGCCAAACUUUUCCCUGACGAAAUUGCAGCUGAUGGGAGCAAGGCUAAGAUCCUCAAAUAUCAUGUCGUCAAGACUCCAAGGUCUGUUUAUAAGACAGUUCCAAAUUGUGAACCUUGUCGGCCGCUGCAAAGAUCACCUAUAGAGGGUUUUUAUUUAUCUGGUGAUUUCACGAAACAAAAAUAUUUGGCUUCAAUGGAAGGAGCUGUUUUAUCUGGGAAGUUUUGUGCACAGGCUAUUGUGCAGGAUUACGAGUUGCUUGCUGCUCGAGCACAAAGAGAAUUGGCCGGAGCUGGCAAUGUAUGAUUCUGAAAUACUUUUGACAUUCGCCAUUUAUAACAUCAUUGAAGAUUUGGAUUGGUGACCUGAUUAUUCAUAUCGAUAUUCAACAACUCAAACAAAUUUCUACACUUUGUAUGUUGGUACCACUUCAAGUUCUUGUUUGAAAUACCCCUUGAAUAUUCUGCUAGAUAUUUGUAUAGCUUAAGUCUAGAGAAAACAUGUACAUGCUCCAUAUGUGACUUGAUAAAUUGUAAGUAGCAACUCGACAUCAAUAUGGAAAUUUUUGUGGGUUGGGAAGAAAUUCUGAAUAAUGUCACUUUCCUGAUGUUUGUAAUUUGAUUAGCAAUAUGCCCACUUUACCCCAA